Messenger RNA from Limanda limanda (common dab), 2863 nucleotides. RefSeq names its product coiled-coil domain containing 61 (gene ccdc61). The record is from RefSeq and is a predicted model, not a curated record. Bases 213 to 1745 code for a protein of 510 amino acids. The transcript has 13 exons. NCBI's taxonomy places the organism in Eukaryota, Metazoa, Chordata, Actinopteri, Pleuronectiformes, Pleuronectidae. Gene Ontology annotation, cellular component: centrosome.
GAAGAAGAAUUUAACGGUUCCCGGUUGUUGACCCGCCGCAGCCUCCAUCGUGCCGGUGCUUUACAAACGGCUCCGGACUCGACUGUAGCACCGGGCCAACCGGUCACUGCCACACUGACUGCUCCAUGCUAACUCACCGCGAUGUGUUUCCGACGAGUAGCUAGGUGCUAACGACCCGCGUCAACAAGGAGCAUUGCUCCCGCAGAAGACCAAUGGAGGGUGGCUCUGAGGUGAUGGAGGACAUUGAUUUUCGAGGGGUGGAGUUUUCUGUCAAGAUAGAGGUGGACAAAGGUUUGCUGAUGGUGGAAAUCUCAGACUCACUGACAGCUGAUCAGUGGAGGGGGGAGUUUGACCCAGCAUACAUUGAGGAUCUCACUCGGAAAACUGGCAACUUCAAGCAGUUUCCCAUUUUCUGUAGCAUGCUGGAAUCUGCUGUGAGAAAGAUGAGCGAUUCUGUUACACUUGACCUCCUGACCUAUGCUGACCUGGAGCUGCUACGGAACAGAAAAGCAGGCGUGGUUAGUCGUACUCGCGGCCAUCAGCAGUCGUCUGCUCUCACGGCCAAAAGAUAUCUAAUCCUCAUAUACACUGUGGAGUUUGACAGGAUACACUACCCUUUACCCUUGCCCUAUGUUGGUAAGCUGGACCCAGCUGCCCUGCAGAAGGAGGUCAGAGCCCUCAGGGCGGAGCUCAGUGUUCUCACUUCUCAUGGAGUUAACAAAUCUGCAGACCUAGAAAUACAACGGCUACGAGCAGAGCUGUCUCUGGUGAAAGAAGAGAAGGAGGCUAUGACCAAAGCUCUUGAGCAACUGCAGAGGACUGCAAGUGGUUCCCCAUCUGGACGAGAGGACUGGAGGGUUAGAGAUGUGGCGAGGACGCUGGAGGAACAGCUUCUCAAGGAGAGGGCCAAAAGUCAACGCUCUGCAAGCAAGAGAUGCCAGGAGCAGAGACUCCUAAUGGAGCAGUUGGAGGAGCUGAGAGCAUCAGAGUGUGCUCUCCGUGUGCGUGUCAAGAAUCUCACCAGUGAACUGGCGCUGCUACGGAGAGGGCGUGUGACUCCCGUGUCCUGUCACAUCAGCUCUCGGGUUGAUGGGGAAAUCUAUCGCUCUCUCUCCCGUGAGAGAGGAUCAAGGUACGGGAUGGUCAGGGCUCGCUCAGGAUCCAGAGAACGGGUUUACGACAGAGUGCAAAGGUCAGAUGAAAGAGGAAGAAGAGCGGAUUCCUCAGGACCACGUGCUUGCAUAUCCAGGCCGUCCCCCUCUCCUACUGGGUCACGGGUCCCACGCUUUGACCCGACUGCAUACAUCCAGGACCGACAUCGCAGACAGAAAGAGGCAGAAAAAAAACAAAGGAAAGUACGGAGAGAUAUACUGACCUCGCCCAAUAUGCCUGAGAGGGGGCGUUCACGUUCCAGAGAUGCGUAUCCUCAGAUGGUCCGGUCUGGCAGCAGAGGCAGGAGUUUAUCUGUGGAGCGGAGAGGGAGCAGGAACUCCUCUGAAAGCUCCUUAGUGGACAUGGACGAAAUGUCCAAAGCCCUGUUUAGAGGAAGAAAACAGACUUACAAUUACAAUGGACCCAGUGCGUCAAGAGGAGGCCUUUUAACCAGGAAACCACGUUGCAGUACUCCAACACAGAGAAUGAAAGAAAAAGAGAGCUCCAUACAUACGGGUGCUGAGCUGUCGGAAAUCGACGCCAGGCUGCAGGCGCUGCAGGACUACAUGAGGGACCUGGACACAGGACAAUAACACAUCAAGCUUCCAACAUGAGUGAUGGGUUCCACUGUGUUCAUGUGAGACAACAAAUCUCCCCUGGAGGGUCAGACUUCCUCCACUUCAGGAAAAUACAGCCAUCACUGUGAAGGACUAAUUUUUGUGGACUGAAUUUUUUUUUUAUAUGCCAAGAUUUUACGAAUUAACUUAAAAUAUUACAGAGUGUAGUUUUAUUAUUUCUACAACCCCACACUACACAAGUGUGGCUGCCUCUAAAUCUGAAAAUAUUUAUACUUGAUGUUUUCUCAUCUUUCUUAUUUCUCAUCUUCCCUAUCUUCAACAUGCAGCUGAUGGCUCUAGCUGUUUGUCACUCACUGCAUCUUUUUUUACCUGAAUUAUUUUCAGAAUUGCAGAAAGUUUCAUCAAGUUGUUUUCAGUUGUAGUCUUUUGUCCUUGUCUGUGCAUGCGUGUGCGUAAUCAUAUCCAACAUUAAUGUUGUCGAACCUGGAACGGACUUGUUUCUUCCACGCAGUGCAUGCUGGGACACACUCCAGCUGCUGCUGCACCGUGAACAUACGCGACUAUAAACUCUACUGGAUUUCACUACAUCCCACGAUGGCUAAAUGUCAUUCAAACUGUAUUGUCAUCAGUUUGGUUUAAUUUUGACCUUGAACUCAACAUUAUCACUGUAAUACUAUCAAACCAUUAUGACAUUUAACUUGUUGAUCUGCAUGGUGAAUUCAGUGAAUUCAUAGUGUAUUUUCUAUUGUUUGAAAGUAAUUUGACCUAUUUUCCUUUUUGAUUUUACGUCCCAAACUAAAACAAAAGCAUUUUAAUCUUGGAUCAUUUGUAAUACCCAUCAGUGUUUUUUGUGAUGGUAUAAAUACCUACUGUAUGUGUUUACACUGACCGUUACUCAUUCCCCAGUCGAAUGCUUUUAUACCACUUAAAACUCUUAUUUAUAAGAAAGUUAUUCUUUGUGUAAAGACUUUUUUUUGUUAAGCGCAUGCAAUCGUCUCCAGACCUGUACAGUUGUGUACACACUGCUUCCCUUUGCACUGGUGUCCGCUGAAGUGAAGAGAAGCCUUGAAGGGCUUCACCACCACAGCAGCUUUCAUUAAUUAACAAAUAAACUUCCUCUCAGAGGAACGAUG